Molecule: messenger RNA, 5098 nt
Organism: Micropterus dolomieu (smallmouth bass)
Lineage: Eukaryota; Metazoa; Chordata; Actinopteri; Centrarchiformes; Centrarchidae
Exons: 12
Coding region: 185-2968 (927 amino acids)
Source: RefSeq, a predicted model, not a curated record
UGCUUUGUGAAUGAAGGGAGCGGCGGAGGGCAGGAAACAAAACUUUACCAAAAUUACUUCCGACGGGUGACGAUUUUACAUUCAACUGAGAGGUUUCGACGUGUGCAACAAGCGACACCUGGCCGACAAGGACCAAGAAAAUAUAAAGCUCGCCCGUGCAGGUAUUUCAGGGAAGCUGUAAAUCAUGGUGGUCAGUUUGGCCUGUGCGGCCUGUCUCUGCCUGGUGGUGGUGGUCAGUGGUGACCCCUGCCUCAUCAUCAGCGAGAUCAACGCCGACAACCCCAGACUGGACACCACUGAGUUUGUGGAGUUGUAUCACACCAGCGGACAACGGGCUUCUCUGGACGGCUACACGCUUGUGUUCUAUAAUGGGAAUGGAAACGUAGCCUACAAGGUGCUGGACCUCAAAGGCCACAGCACAGAUGACAGAGGAUUCUUCCUGGUGGGCUCGGUGGACAUGCUGCCCAAACCGGCCAUCCUCCUGCCUCCCAACACAGUCCAGAACGGCCCAGACGCCAUCGUCCUCUACCACACGUCUGCUGCUCGCUACAGUGAGAAGAUGAACGUCUCCGCCGUCGGGCUGGUGGACGCCGUCGUGUACAUGACUCGCCGUACUGGGGGUGCAGAGUUCCUGGCUGAAACUCUGACACCCGGGGAACCAGCCUUCGUAGAAGAUGAAACAGCACUGGAGGGGGACGAGUCAAUUGAGAGGUGCCUGCUGUCAGAAGAUCGCUGGGGCUUUCAGGUGUCCUCACCCUCCCCAGGUCAGAGGAAUAACUGCACCCCGCCUGCCGCCCCAGCAACCAUUCCUGUCAUUACUGAGCUGAAGCUGGGAGGAGGGCAGGUGGACGGACUUGUGGAGCUAACAGAGGCUCCGGCCGCAGGUCCUCUGGUGCUGGUAGUGUUGGAUGGAAAAACCGACACAGUCAGUGUGAGUGUGGACGUGCGUGUGGACACCCCCAGGAAUGGGUUGAUGUCCAAGACCAUAGAGAAGAAGUACAUGAAAGGAGAUGAGUCUGGGGCAGUUGCUAUUUACAGUGGCAGAGCCUCAGACUUCCCCAUGGGCAGCCAGCUGAGCCAGAUACAGCCUCUAGAUGCAUUUGUGUUUGCUGGACCUGGAAGUAAGCCUAGUGCCAACCUCACAGAGACUCUCAUCCCAGGCAGACAGCCCUACCAACUCAGCAACAGUUUGAGAGAGGGAGGCUUCUGUCUGAGUCGCUGUGGUGUGGCCACCUGGGCCAGAGAUCCUGGUGUCUUUUGGGAGGCCCCGCAAACUCCUGGACAGCCCAACCAGUGCCCCUGGCCAAAGAUCUGCCCUCACAGUAUUGUGAAUCCAGGAGGUACAGAUUCACCGCCUCACCUCCCACCCUGGGGGAACAGUGACUUCCUGAUCAAUGAGCUCAACACAGAUACACCUGGCGCAGCUGAGGACGGCGAGUAUAUCGAGCUUUGGCACCCAUCGGGACGCCGGGUCUCCCUGCAGGGCAUCUGGAUACUACUGUUCAGUGCACACAACAACAGACCCUACAGGGAGAUCAGCCUCAGUGGACACUUCACCACGUCUAAGGGCUACUUUCUGCUGGGCAGUGACAGGUUGGUGCCAGCUCCAUCACUCCGCUUGCCCCCUAAUACCAUUCAGAACGGACCAGAUGCUGUGGCACUCUAUCGCAGCCCUUUUGGCCCACCAUCAGCCGCACAAAGGGGGAUCCCCACAAAAGGCCUGCUAGACGCAGUCGUGUAUCGGCAGAGAGGAUCAGAUAAGGAGGCGCAGGAGCUAAGUAAAGCUCUGACCCCAGGACAGCUACCUCUGCUGGAGGAUCCAGAGGUUCUGCCUGGUGAUGAGGCCCUCAGCCGCUGUAGAGGCCUUUACCCCUAUGACCUGUCUGCUUUUUCAGUGGCUCCACCCACCCCUCUGAGGGAGAACAGUUGCCCUCGCCCCCCUCCAGCCCCUGAGCAUGUAAUCAUCAGUGAGGUGGCUAGUGGCCAUUGGACCAAUCACAGCCAGCAGAGGGCCUUUGUGGAGCUGCACGGGACCCCCAUGACAGACCUGCGGGGCCUGGUGCUCACUGUGUUUGACCAGGAGCACAGUGGGACCGUCAUUGCCCUUCCUUUGACCGGAUCUACUGACCACGAUGGAUUUUACAUGGUUGGAAAUGUCACUGCAGCAGAUCAGAUUUUCCUGGAGGGCUCCACGGUGCCAGCACGAGGAGCAGUAGUCCUGUGCUAUGACCUGUUCAGCGUCUGUAGAGCUGGCACUGCUCUGACCAACUCCAGUCUUAGAGAUGUACUUGUGUUCAGUGAAAACCAGCAGCUGCUCUCCUCUUUGUCAGCCACCAGAGGGAGACAAGUGAUUCCAGCUCUCGGGUCUGUGGAAGAUGGCCCUGUUUCGCUCAGUCGGUGUUCAUGCUGUGAGGUGAGGAGCCCCGCCUCCUGGAUUAGCUCCUCACCCACACCUCGCAGCACCAACGUCUGUCCAAGCUCUUCCUUCUCAAGUGACAUUGAUCUUUGCCUCGGACCCCUGUCCAGUGACUGGCCGGAGAAGUUAGGAGACUGCAGUGGUCUAAUCCAGGGGAGGAGGGUGGCUGAGGUGGCCGACUACCUGGAGCAGAAGUGUCACUGUGGCAUCUCUGCCUUGUAUCUCCAAGGAGCUAACUUUUCCUGUGCGUCUGGGUGGCUACGAGUGUGGGGGAACAUGCACGCGCUGUCGGACCAUCAGAAGGCCCUCAUCAUCCAGACAUUACACAUGAAUCCUUCAUCGGCUCAGGGAGACGUCUGCUCUGCGCCAUCCACGGACCGUUAUACAAGCACAGCGUCUGCCCUGGGGUUACAGAUAGGGCUGAUAGUAGCAGUGCUGCUGCUGCUGGGACUGGGAGCUGCUCUGUUCACAUAUUUCUACAGGAGGAGGCGUCCUCUGGACUAUUACACCAUGGAGCUGAGUGAACAUGCAGAGGGACUUUCAGAUCUAUAAUCAAGGCUUUGAAUCACUGUGUUUGCAUCUGGAAGUGCUCGUGUGCGUGGGAGGACUUCAGCAGAGAGAGCGAGAGACGGGGGGUAAUCGGAGGUUAAUUUGACCUGUACGUAACUGAUUUUGUGUGUGACAGGUAGAAUUUCAUGGCAUGGGUGACACUUAAGACAUCAAAUCAGGCAGCCCAUGAGUUGCAUUUAAAAACAUAAAGAUAGUAACAUAUUUUUGUAAAGAUCAGUGUAUAGCCAGUGCUGUUGCUACUUUUAAAGGAAAAGGAAGAUAAAAGGGAAGAUUUAUUUUAAAGUACUUGAUUCCUAAAUAGUCAUUUUUGUUGACUUGCUACUGUGGAAAAAGCCUUUUAAAUUUAAACAUGUGAUUUAUGCAGGAAGCUUCAUGACAUCCUCAGCUGGCACUACAGUGUUUUAACAACAGACUUUAUAACCAAGAUAAUAUUUGUUACUCUCACACUUCAAAAUGCUCUACGUCCUGCUUUAUUUUCCUGCUACAUGCUGUAAUAGUCAUUUUAGACUCUAGUCACUCAAAGGGCUUGAUUGUGUUUUAAAUGUGAACGUCUUUAGCUAACAUGUGAUGAAUGUCUGUAACCACUUUUGUAUGCUUACUUAAAGCAAACUGUUUACAUUUUCUUGAUUGAAAGUUAGAAAAGGGGACGUGAGCGACUGAUGUUGAAGUAAUCUCUUGAAUGAAUUUGUUUUUAGAAAUGAGAGUUUGCUUGGGAUUAAGAAAAUCAGAGCUAUGUCAUGUUUCACUUGUGUUUGUUUUGUUUGUUUUUUUGAGUGGCUCAGAAACCUCUACUGUGCCUUGUUCUUGUAUGUUAUUUGAUCACCUGAUUCCUCAUUUAUUAGAGGGAAUGUACAGCCAUGUCUGCUGCAGCCAUAAGUGUAAAUAUUAUGGAUAUGAUAGUAUUCUCAGGGGGGGUGGGGGGGCAGUUAUCGCCAAUCUGAAAUGAUAACUUAUUGUAGAAAUACAGAAACUAGCUGGGUUCAGAGCAAAAGUGAAAUAUUCAGAUAGGUUAAGUUAAUUUGAUUCCACUUUUUUAGUUUAUAGAUACAGUUAAUCUGGAAAUAAUCAUAGAAUUUCCAGCACAAAGUGCCAUGAAAUAAACGUAUAAGCUUGGAUAGGCUCCAUUUUAAUGUAGUUGAUUGACCCUUACUUUAUAAUGUCGCCUUAUUCAUCUACUGUGGUGCACAGAAUUAUAGCUUGUUUGCUUUAAUUAUCUUGUUGAGGAGAUUUCCCUCCUCUGUACCAUUUUCCUCAGUUUUAAUUUCUCAAUAUUGACAUUAUACCCAUCUGUCAAGCAAAAUUAAGCCCAUAAAAUCUGAUUUGUUUUACAGCAUGUUCAACUAAUUAAAAAGAAAAAAAGAUAAACUGGAUGGAAAACCAACAAAAUCAUGUAAAUGAAAGCCUUUUUUAGCUUUCAAAGUGAUCAAAUUUGAUGUUUUCUCCUUGAAAUGAUGUUAUGUAAAGUUCAUAAAAUGUUUUUUUUAUUAUAAACAUCUAUAUUUUUAGGUUUUGUAUAAAAUGGUACAUGUAGGAAGUUUGCAGUUGCAGCUCUGUUUUAUACCCCAAAUAAUAUAUUCACAUGCAAAUGUGUACUCUUGAAUAAAAUUUGAGAUAUGUUUGUCCUGAAGAAGCCACACAGUGCUGAAAAACAGCAUAACACAAUUUAAUGUAACACUUCUGUUCAGAGCACUUGUUUAACAUGAGAAUCACAUUCAUCACUAUAUGUAAAGUGUAUUUAUAUAUACAUAUAAAUGGCACACUGACUGCAAUUACAAGAAGUGGAAAAUUAUUAACAUGGCUGUUUUUCUAACCUCAGUUGCAUUUUCAUCGAUCAGGAACAGCAGCAUUCAAAUCUAACACAACUGUGAGAGAAGCUAGAAACCUACACGUUUUCACCGAGCACUUCAAGGCUGUGUACGUACAAUGAAUUGCCAUAGUCUACAGCAGUAGAUGCCACAACAAACAUUAGAAAGAAAACUGUGUAUCAUUUGCAACCCCAGGUCAUAAUUUAAAAGCUUUCUUUCCAGUGUUUGCCUUUCAGCUUAUUUUCUGUUUUCCUUCCAAUGUCAUGCAGAUGUAGCAGGUUUGAAAUAAAAUAUUUCCAGAUGUGCA